Colletotrichum phormii is the source of this 849-nucleotide messenger RNA. RefSeq lists its product as uncharacterized. Lineage: Eukaryota; Fungi; Ascomycota; Sordariomycetes; Glomerellales; Glomerellaceae. Bases 188 to 739 code for a protein of 183 amino acids. The record is from RefSeq and is a predicted model, not a curated record. The transcript has 2 exons.
AAGCGUAAGGUACAUUACGCACGUCGUGGAGGGGCGGAUUCGUGCCUUGAGAAUCUGCAUGUCACUCUCGAGUCUUAAGGGGUCUCAUCCCCUGAGGUAAGGCAGGUAGGUAGACAAACACAAACAGCUCUCCCCGAUUUCCUCGACCGGGACUGGACCCUGCGUGGGUCAAGUGCGGACCCUGUUUAUGGACCUACCGGUGCGACCGUCCCAAGCUAAAAAGUGCUCGGGACACUUGAGAGCUCUGAGUUACCGCUCCGUCGUCGUCCGUUUCUUCCUCCUCCUCCUUCACCACCACCGUCCUUUUCCUUUUUACCUGCCUGCCUUCCUCACACUCUCUCUGCCUUCUCUCAAGAUUUCUCUCUCAAGACGUUUUGCUUUUGCAGGACACGCUUUUCUUACAUCGAGUACCAACGCAAGAGACAUGGUUCCUAUACCUAAGUCUAGUGUCAUCCGACGACAGACCAGCUCUCGGCUCCCCAACACCACACGCAACAUUGCCCGGCAACGACACGACCGUUCUACGACCUACCAUUCUGCCGCUUCGUGUGAACCUGAAUGGACCCAAGAUUACACCUAUCGCACCGAUACAUACCUUCACUUGCAAGCGCGCCCUAACCUACCUUGCAACCCGCACUACAACGCCGAGGCGACCAAAAUCCAGCAUGUCCUCUUUCGCAGCCAAGCAAGGCUCCGCCCAGUCGUAAGUUCAAUACCCCAUUCUCGCGAACUUCAAUAGCGCUCCACCGCGCGUUGCUCCAAGAGCACCGUGACUUCUUCUUGGCAUCUCAGCAAAUGUCUCCAAGCCCAGCUCUGCGCCGCCGCGUGAGCAAGUAUGCCAUGCCGGCG